AUGUUCCACCCACUCCUCCUCCCAGCAACCCUCACCCUCCUCACCCUCGUCCACGCCCAAUUAACCUCGGACCCUCUGGCAGGCGUAACCAUCACCGCCUCCCACGGCGGCGCCGGCUCCGGUCUCACAAAUUCCACCAUCUCCAUCCCACUCAAUCACACCUACACUAAUGCCUUACUGGACGAAGUCUCCUACCUCUACCUCACCAGCGCCCAAGGCGUCGACUUGAACAGUAUCACAUGCCAACCUUACCGCGAUGCCAAUGGGACGAUGGCGGCCGGGCCGAGUUUCAAGGCGGGACAGCCGGCGUUUUUGAGUACGAAUACGGUGCAGGUGGGGAGUAUUAUCUGUGUUGGUGAUGGGACCACCACUUCCUCAUCUACACCCACCAAUACACCAAACACAAGCACAUCAUCCGGCGCCCCGGCAACAACACCAACCCUCUCCACCACCACCACCACUUCAAUCCCCUCUUCAGCAAGUAACCCCCAAUCCAAUCCAGCGACCGGACCCGGCAACGCAGCAACCUCCACCUUCGUAACCACAACCAUGCUUCCCAACGGCCACUCAGGAGGAAGCACAGCAGCGCUCAGCACAAUAACCAGUAUCGUAGGCGCACCCGCGAUCUCAGGACCCAGCACCGCAUCCGGCAGUGGCGGAUCCGCAGGAACUUCUUCUCCUUCGAGCACCGCCCCUGCGUCGGCGGGUUUGCAGAGCGCAAGUGGUGCUUCCGAGGGCCUGGCAGCUUUGAGCGAGGAGGGGGCGUGGUUCGGGCUCGCGAUCGCGGGGUUGGGGGUUGCUAUGAUGGUAUGA
Recurvomyces mirabilis is the source of this 813-nucleotide messenger RNA. RefSeq lists its product as uncharacterized. NCBI's taxonomy places the organism in Eukaryota, Fungi, Ascomycota, Dothideomycetes, Mycosphaerellales, Teratosphaeriaceae. The coding region runs from base 1 to 813 and encodes 270 amino acids. The record is from RefSeq and is a predicted model, not a curated record. The transcript has 2 exons.